CUUACAUCAUUCGCUUAGAUAUUGUUAAAAUGACGGUAUUAUCUAGUCUAUUUCUGCUAAUGUGUAUUAUUGCUGCGGAGAGUAAAAUAUUUCAAAAUCCGCAAGAACCUCCCCCAAAAGAUGUUUCCAUCGAUAGAGAUAUUUUUCCCGUGUGGGCUAACAUAACCCAAAGGGUUGAUCAUUUUAAUCCUGUGGAUAAAAGAACGCGGACAAUGGGUCAAAUAUUUCGAAGACGACAUGGACCUCCCCCAACAGAUGUUCCCAUCGGUAGAGCUAGUUCACCCGUGUGGGCUAAUAUAACUCAAAUGGUUGAUCAUUUCAAUCAUGCGGAUAAAAGAACAUGGUCAAUGAGAUAUAUACACAACGACGAAUGCUUUAAGAGAGGUGGUCCAAUGGUCAUAACUCUUGGAGGCGAAUGGACCAUAUCAACCGCAGAUCUAAUGACCGGAGCCGUAUACGACAUAGCAUGUGAAAAUGGAGGAUAUAUGUUUGAUACUGAACACAGAUAUUAUGGAGAAAGUCAACCAAUGAGUGAUUGGACUUCUGAAAAUUUAAAAUAUCUUUCGGCCGAUCAAGCUCUAGCUGACCUUGCCUACUUUAUUAAAUACCAAAAGAAAAACAAUAAAGACUUACAAAACAGUUCAGUUAUAGUAAUGGGAGCUUCUUAUUCUGCAACUCUUGCCACGUGGGCUCGCAUCAAGUAUCCUCAUUUGGUUGACAUUGCUUAUGCCUCCAGUGGACCACUCAAUUCAAAAGUGGAUUUAUAUGAAUACUACGAAGUGGUCGGCGACAGUCUGGCUCUCGCUUCAUCCUCGUGUGUUGAGGUGAUUAGAUCGGCAAUUUCCGAAAUUGAAACUUUGCUUGAAACCGAAGAAGGUAUUGCCAAUGCGUCAACAUUAUUCAAAACUUGCCAACCAAUAAACGUUACGGAGCCCUCCCGCUCUUUCUUCUUCAACACAGUGGCAGAUACUUUUGCAGGAUUAGUACAAUAUGCAUAUCCGGGUGACAUCGAAAGAGGUUGUUUCCUAGUCGAAAAUACGACAGGUUCUAAUGUAGAAAAAGUGGCUUCGUAUAUCAGAACACAGUAUAGCGGUGACUCCUGCAUGCUAUCAUAUAGUAGUUUCUUAGAUCUAUACACACCUACUAAUAUCACUUCAGAAAUGACUCGCCAGUGGCUCUAUCAAAUUUGUACAGAAUUUGGUUGGUUUCAAACAUCGACAUCCAAUAAACAACCUUUUGGUAACACGUUUCCUUUGGACUUCUAUAUUCAACUUUGUAAAGACUUAUUCGGAGUGGAGUAA
Agrilus planipennis (emerald ash borer) is the source of this 1301-nucleotide messenger RNA. Its product is annotated as putative serine protease K12H4.7. NCBI's taxonomy places the organism in Eukaryota, Metazoa, Arthropoda, Insecta, Coleoptera, Buprestidae. Bases 30 to 1301 code for a protein of 423 amino acids. Gene Ontology annotation, molecular function: dipeptidyl-peptidase activity; serine-type exopeptidase activity. The record is from RefSeq and is a predicted model, not a curated record. The transcript has 9 exons. Gene Ontology annotation, biological process: proteolysis.